AUUUUAUUUUUUUAUUUUAAAGUACACAUCUUAUGAUUAGUGCUUUUUUUAUAUAUAAUCAAAAAGGAGAAGUACUUAUUUCUCGGUUAUAUCGACAUGACUUGAGACGUUCAGUGGCCGAUAUAUUCCGUAUUCAAGUCAUCUCCAAUACAGAUGUACGAUCACCUAUUGUUACUCUUGGUUCAACUUCUUUUUUCCAUGUACGUCAUGAAAAUCUAUAUAUUGUUGCUGUUACAAAAUGGAAUGCCAAUGCUGCUUUAGUAUUUGAAUUUUGUUACCGUGUGUUAAAUAUUGGACGAAGUUAUUUUGGCAAAUUUGAUGAAGAAGCAGUCAAGAAUAACUUUGUAUUAAUCUAUGAACUUUUGGAUGAAAUUCUUGAUUUUGGAUAUCCUCAAAAUAGUGAAACAGAUACUCUCAAGAUGUAUAUUACCACCGAAGGUGUUAAAUCUGAACGAGCCGAGGAUUCUAGUCGAAUCACUAUUCAAGCUACGGGUGCGAUAUCUUGGAGACGAAAUGAUAUCAAGUACAGGAAAAAUGAAGCCUUUAUUGAUGUGAUUGAAAGUGUGAAUUUAUUGAUGAGCAAUACUGGAACUCUACUUCGAGCUGAUGUUGCUGGUCAAAUCUUGAUGCGUGCCUAUUUAUCUGGUACACCUGAAUGUAAAUUUGGAUUGAAUGACAAAUUAUUAUUGGAUAAGGAUGCCGUGAAUAGGACACCUGCUCGUAAGACACAUGCUGUUGAAAUCGAUGAUUGUCAAUUCCAUCAAUGUGUUAAACUUGGUCGUUUCGAUACCGAUCGAACCAUUAGUUUUAUCCCUCCUGAUGGUGAAUUUGAAUUAAUGCGUUAUCGUACUACUGAAAAUGUCAAUCUGCCUUUCCGGGUCCAUCCUGUUGUCAAUGAGAUUGGUAAAACCCGUGUGGAAUAUAAAAUCAAUGUCAGAGCCAAUUUCUCUCCCAAAUUGUAUGCUAAUAACGUGGUUUUACGAAUUCCUACUCCACUCAAUGCUGCCAAGGUUGAAGUCAAGGUUGGAUCUGGUGGCAAAGCUAAAUAUGUUCCAUCUGAAAAUUGUAUUAUUUGGAAAAUUCCUCGUUUUCAAGGUCAAGCUGAAUAUUCUCUCAGUGGUGAAGCUCAAUUAAGUUCUACUACUCACAAAAAAGUAUGGUCAAGGCCUCCCAUUUCUAUGGAUUUCCAGGUAUUGAUGUUUACUUCUUCUGGUUUACUGGUACGAUUCCUAAAAGUGUUUGAAAAGAGUGGUUAUCAAUCUGUUAAAUGGGUACGAUACAUGACCAAGGCUGGAUCUUAUCAAAUUAGGUUCUAAACAAAACAAACAAAUAUUUCCCCUCCCUUCCCUAUUCUUUCCUUAUUGUCAUACCCCCCUUUCCUUCACUUAUUGAUUUUAAACGAUAGACACUCUUUAUUUGAUUCUUUCAUACAAAAUAAUAAAGAUAUACGAUUUUUUUUUUUA
Halteromyces radiatus is the source of this 1463-nucleotide messenger RNA. RefSeq names its product Mu homology domain-containing protein. The record is from RefSeq and is a predicted model, not a curated record. Gene Ontology annotation, biological process: intracellular protein transport; clathrin-dependent endocytosis. Gene Ontology annotation, cellular component: cytoplasmic vesicle; AP-2 adaptor complex. The transcript has 8 exons. Lineage: Eukaryota; Fungi; Mucoromycota; Mucoromycetes; Mucorales; Cunninghamellaceae. The coding region runs from base 33 to 1316 and encodes 427 amino acids. Gene Ontology annotation, molecular function: clathrin-cargo adaptor activity.